Messenger RNA from Cladophialophora psammophila CBS 110553, 987 nucleotides. RefSeq lists its product as uncharacterized. The record is from RefSeq and is a predicted model, not a curated record. Lineage: Eukaryota; Fungi; Ascomycota; Eurotiomycetes; Chaetothyriales; Herpotrichiellaceae. Bases 1 to 987 code for a protein of 328 amino acids. The transcript has a single exon.
AUGUACACCACCAAUGAUACUCCCCACAAAGCUGUUGAGGCUACCGCCCUCGCCAAAGCACUGAUGCGAGUCGCCCGCUGUAACGCAGCCUUUAUCGCCGAUAGGACCCCCCACGGCAUCAAGAGAAGUCACCAGAUCGCCUUUGGAUCGGAACAGAGCGAGUAUGGCCAUCUCGGCAAUAACGACGAAGACCGGAAGCCUGAAAAUGCCAGCCUCUGUGUGAGAUUACGCCCAUGCUUAAAACCGGAGCCAGCCCUACAUACAGUUCUGACCAAGAAGACCGUCAGCUUCAACAACCAGGUUCGGCAGGUGCUGUUCUCUCAGGACGGUAUGAUCGGGGGUGAGGAGGCUUUCAUGACCACUCAUCUCUCUGGUGUCCCCAGCCUUAAUUGGCGAAUUUCAUGGUUGGAGAAGACGAUCCAGCUACGAGAAAUGUGCUUAAGGAAGGCUAGGGACGGAUGUAUGCCUGCCUGCAGUAUGCAUUUACAGCAUAGAGAGUCCUCGAAGAAUAUCCCCACUACUUGGGAGCAGGACACCAGUGACAGUGAGGAUGAGACCAGCUCGAUGACGAAGUUGCUCAUAAACAUGACAUUAGCGUCAGGUGUCGACCGCGAGGGAGAGGUCGAGGUCCGCCAUCUUCUCGUCGGCAACCUGUACGAUCAAGCAGUCCAGGAAAUCGAGGGUGUUGUCCAGCAGCGAUUAUCCAUCCUGACGAGCGACCCGGUGCGCAGUGAAAUCAAAUUUCUCUCGGAGCGCACCAAGUGGAAACUUACUGAGCUACUGCAGCACUUGGGGGUUAUAUAUCCUUAUCACUGUCAGGCGGGGGUGCCGGACGCUCGUCGAGACCGAGAUUGGGCUGAGGUGGACGCCAAAGCAGAGGCACUGUUUGCUUCGUGUGCGAGUCCGUGGGUGGUGGAGCAGCUGAGCGAAAUUAUACAGCAGUUCAAGAGGAAGCUUGAUAGGAAGAUAAGGUCAAGCGGUCAUUGA